Messenger RNA from Iphiclides podalirius (scarce swallowtail), 213 nucleotides. NCBI's taxonomy places the organism in Eukaryota, Metazoa, Arthropoda, Insecta, Lepidoptera, Papilionidae. The record is from the annotation of a GenBank genome assembly.
AUGCGAACUGUGUUGGGUGACUGUCUAUGUUCUUACAACAUCUAUACAUACGAGGACUUUGCCUACCAAUGGCCAUGGUUGGCUUUUAGUAGGUACGUAGAUCGGCAGCGUUACACUCGAAAAGAACACAUAAACAAAGAAAGACCGCCUCAAGUGCACACGCCGCAGAUACUCGUAUGCAAUGCAUGGGUGCAAAAGAGGCCAUCAACCAUC